GGCUUCGCGACCGUGUCGGUUCGCACAGUUUCCGCCAGAAAGCCAUUGCGCGAUGAGGCACGCGUUCGACAGUGGUCCAGUGUCCAGUGUUACGGAAUCAGCACCAGUGCUGUUGUUGUUGGUGAACGUUUAACGAUUGCCCGAGCUGCUGUACGUACGGGCAUGCAUUGCCCACGAUAAACAUAUCUCCGUGUGAUUUCCACUGAGUGUGUGAGUGUGUCGUGCGAGUGUGUGAGUGGAAAAGAAAGCCGGUACGAACGUGCCAAGCCUAUCAUCUAUCGAAGCAACUUCGAAGUGAGCAGAGCUAGUGAAGCAGCGUGUGCAUCCAUCGUGUGCACCAUGUAGGUGGGAAAAGUUUCGCUAAGUAGGAUUUUUCCAAGCCCCAAGUGAAAACCCGGAAAAAGGUGUCUGUUUGGUGGGUGAAGAGAAAAAAAAGCGAAUUGUGUGUGUGUGUGUGUGUGUGUGUGUGUUCUGGUGCACCGAGAGCGCGAGAGAAGCAAAAUUGCGCCAUUGCAUCCUGAAAGUGCUGUGUGCGUGGUUAAGAUCUAGCAUUCAUUGGUGUGUUUGACGGGGGGGAUAUGUGUGUGUAAAGGGAAAUUAGGAAAGUGGUUCCGGUAUUUGCAUACACACACCAGGUAGAAGAAGCUUCCGGUUCGACUCGUGAACGAAACAACCCUAGCAACAGAGAAGGCACAUCAGCUGAUCUAGGCCCAGAUCUAGUCAUCUUGGAUGCCCAAAUAUAUUCGGGCCUAGAGAGGUCUGUGGUUGCUGAGUUGAUUUAUAUUAUUUGCUUCCCUUCUUUUCACCGGGCGUAUCGUCAGCUGUGUGUGUGUGUGUGCCACUAGUGAAGUUCGUAAUGAAUGGUGGCUAGUGGAAGAUCUUCACGAGUUUGAACCACGAACGACGACGACGACGGCAUCAUCGUGUUAAAGUUGGGCAAGAUCUAGUCCAGCAAGAAAAAAUCGCGCCAAAGGCAAAGAGAGGCAAAAAAACACACAAAAAACAACACCAUCCAGGAGGAGGGAGGAGGGGUUUGUCCCUUUGGUUUUUAAUGACGACAGCAAGGACGAAAGCAACCGAAACAACACCAUGACGUUAAGGAUAAUACCGAUCCUGCUCAGCGCGUCCGCUCUCAUCCUGCUGGCGCUAAACUUUGACUCGGCAACCGCUAAUAAUCAUCAAUUAUCGUCAUCAUCAUCAUCGUCAGAGGCAGCAGCAGAAGCACCAGCAUCCAGCACGACAGUAUCCUCGGCAUCGCCGUCACCGUCGUCGGUGGCAACAUGGAAAGCGAAGGGUGCAGUCAAAUAUCCCCCAGCCGUCGCCUGCCGGUUGGAAGCCGGUGUGCGAGCAGCACCACAAUUAGUAGACAAUAAAAUCCACGACAAACUGCAACAGCACCAACCGGCAGACUCUGACGCACCGGCUCAAGGGCGCCAGAAGCGAGAGGAUAUUUUUAGCGAUAAUGUUCUUACAAAUAAUUAUCAGCUUAAUGGUGAUGCCGGUCGUGCAUGGGACGCGCCAGUGCAGUCGCGGAUCACGGAGGAGGUGCUGCUCGUUAGCAAUCUGACCGAGGAACGGGCCCGCGAAGAGAACGAGCUGCUCGAGCAUCUGAAUCGCGACCGGUUCCAUGGCAGUCAAAUCAAGCUUGAAAAUAGUGAGGACGGAAGUGUGGACGCGAAAACCGGCCCUCAGCGCGGCGGUAAAAAGGGCCGCCGACGAAAAGGACACAAGAAGCACAAGCACAAGAAGAUCAAGCUGCUUCCGGUGACGCUGGUCGGUGUGCCGGUCGGCGACGACGGUCAACCGGAUACCGGCAUCAUCGAGGGCCUAACGAACGGUGCUGGCGGUGCGUGGUCCUUGAAGCUUUCGCCCAACGUGCAAACUCAACUCGCCGCCAGUUCAACCGGUGGCGAUGGCGAUGAAGCGUCGGCCAAACCGGUUCGCCCAGCGCCGGAAGAGCCUGCCCCGGCCACGGUGGAUGGCAGCAUGGUGGAGGUGGUGGACGUGUGGAAGGAAACUACAAUGCCUCCGUCGGCAGACCAUGGUAGCUCCGGACCGCGAUCGUCCCGGCAGGACCUCGACCUGCCCAAAGACCGACGUCCGAUGGCAAUGGUUUCCGGUGUGGGUGAAGGUGGUGGACACCUGGUGUUUGGGAGUGUGGAUGGCAUGCAAAUUCUGCCCGCCGCCGGUCAACCGGAUGCACAGCGCACGAAGUGGAACCGUGAGCAGAGGAAGCGUGAAAAACAGCAACGGAAACAAUUACAGAAAGCCGGGCCAGGGCAGAGAAAAAUCGUCAAUCCACCACUGCCACCACUGCCGUCCGGUGUGACAGUGUCCAGCGCCAGCACGGUCACCUUCCCGGCGGACGAUCACAAGGGCACGGAGACGGUAUCGGUGGCGCGCGUCAUCAUUUCGGGCGAUUUGUCCUGCAUGAAGGACGACUUCAUCCCGGCGCCGGCGAUCGCCAACGGUGACAUCAAAUAUUUGCGUAACGAUUUGUACGGGUUGGAAAACUCCUUCCUCGAGGCGGAAUAUCACUGCCGGCUGGGGUACCGGUUGCGGCUGAAGGACGGACAAAGCCGGCCGGUCGUCACAUCGACCGGUGCCAUCGCCAACGCCAAUCUGGUGUGCCGUAAGUCGCGCUGGAUCGGCAAACGGCCGGCCUGUGUACGGAUUAAGCCGUCCCAGCGUCUCCCGGCGGCCCCGUUUUCCACCGGCGACCCAUCCACGCUAAGCCCGCAGACCGGGCCGUCGGGUAAUGGGACGGGCGACCGUUCGAUGGUGAAUCCUUGCGGAAAGGAUCAUCGGUGUCCGCAGGCAUGCCACCGGGUGACGACCGGCAAGAGUGGAACGCCGAACGGCAGCUUAAAUCGCACCACAGUCUGCUCCUGCUACAAAGGAUUUAAAAUGGUCAACCAUCGAUGUGUAGAUAUCAACGAAUGCAUCGAGUACGGGGAGGAUGUGUGCGAGUACGGCUGCUCCAACACGAUCGGGUCGUUUACAUGCAAAUGCCCGAGAGGUUUGCGAGUUACGGACAAUAAUAAAUGCAUGGAUGUAAACGAGUGCCUGCUGCGAAACGGGCACGGCCCAUGCCAGGAUACGUGCAUCAACACGUGGAGCAGCUACAGGUGCACGUGCGAUGGGCUGCCCGGGACACGGCUGGCAGCGGACGGGCAUAGCUGCGAGGACAUCGACGAAUGUACGGUCAACAAUGGCGGCUGUUCGCACACCUGCCUCAAUACGCUCGGGCGGGCGUUUUGCGUGUGCCCCGAGGGCUACAUGCUGGACGAGGACUGGAAGACGUGCAUCGAUGUGGACGAGUGUGCCAACCAGCGAUCGAUCGCCAGCGAACAUCGGUGUCACGGACGGUGCAUCAACACGGUCGGCUCGUACCGGUGCGAGGUGGGUGAGCCGGGCGCCGAGGGUGGGGCUGAGCUGGCCGGCGGAAGGUCAGGUCAGGGCGAUGGUGCCGGUGAGGGAGGUGAGCAGGAGCAACCGGACUACGACACGCUCUGCCCUACGGGAUACCAUUUCAACACGACCAUGGGCGAUUGUCAAGACACGAACGAGUGCAGCAUCUCGAACGGCGGAUGUCAGCAACAUUGCAUCAACAGUGACGGAAGCUACUACUGUUCGUGCAAAUAUGGCUUCAAGCUGGACAUCGACAAGCGCUCCUGCCUGGUGCUGAACGACUCGUUAAGGUUAGCGGACGUCGCCUGCCCACCACUGUUCCCGCCCCGUCACGGUUACCUCGAGUGCAGCCGACCGAUCGACGAAAUUGCGGACGGACCGAGCGGUGGCAGUCUCAAGAUUACGAACCGCCCGGGCAGCCAGUGCAUCCUCAAGUGUCCCACCGGUUACCGGCUCGAGGGCAAGUUUUCCAAAAUCUGUGGCACCACCGGCGAAUGGAUUGGCGAUGAGAAUGGCACCUGCAUACGAUAUCCCCAACCGAAGCUACUCUGUCCGACCAGUGUCAACGUGGAGCUACAUCCGAACGAGACCGAAACCACAACCGUGCGACUGCGACGACCCGAAACCGACGUCAGCUGGGAACGGGACGUUCAGGUCGAGCCGUACUGGGUAAAGAAGGACAGCUUUACGCUACCGCUCGGUAGCCUUAACGUGACCUACUCGGCCAAACAUCCCGUCUCGAAGCUACACACCGACUGCAGCUUCUUCAUCAAUGUUCUGCCUGGUUCACCGCCGCGAGUAGACUUCUGUCCGGACACGCAGGUGUACACGAUCGAAAGACGCCAUCAGAGCGUGAAGGCAACGUGGGAGGAGCCCGUGUUUUCGGACAACGUUGGUGUGGUGACGAUUACGAAAUCGAACAGCCCUGGAACAGACUUUGGUGCCGGUAGUCAUCUCAUCACGUACGAAGCGCACGACGACGCAGAAUGGAAGAGCAAGUGUGUGUUCAAGAUCGUCGUCAACCUAAGCCCGGAACAGCAACAGCAACCGACCGCCCAGUCCCACUUUCAGCUACCGAUUCUGUACAAUCGGUUCUACUUCUAAGAGAGAGGGACAUGAUCCUUCCCCAGUCUCAGCCGAACAUAUUGUAUAGAAGAUGAUGAGGACAUAUUUUACAAAAGGAAUGCGUGGUCGUAAUGCGCAUUACUUUCGAUCGUGAAGUAAUCGAGGGCGAUUUUUUUUCUCGACGGUUGGAAAAAGAUGCAUUGAAGCAGGUAGGUGCAAGCUUUUUAUCGUCGCAAAACAGGUCAGAUGGGUUCGGAGCGGUGCUUGAGGUGCAAAGUGAAAUACAAUAACACAAGAGUUUAUUCUAUACACUACGGAACAUGGGCUGUGGCAAAACAGACGGCAGAAAGUUUGAGAAUCGAAGCUCAUGUGUUUCUGCUGCCUGCUUUCCAUGGUCCUCUCUGUCUUAAGAGAAGUUGGAGGAGAUUAUACAUAAGAAGCAAAUAUCAAGCCGUACAUAUACAGAUCCCAGUAGAUUGGUAAGGAACCUUUAGCUCGUAAGCUAUAAUUCUGUGUGAAGAAAACCCAACCCACGAACGAUUCCAUUCCCGAGGAGAAAGGAUUAAUCAAAAAAGCAAAAGCCCCAACUAAAUCAAUAUACACAGAGCCCGAUGGUGAUGGUGUUUUAGUUUGAGCUAGAAAAAAUGAGCCACCGAUUAGGUCGGGGUGUGCCCGACGGUUGGCAUUACUGUACAUAGCAUCUUUCGCUGAAUUUGCAAAUUAUUCACACAAAAAACAAGUAAGAGAAAAAGUAAGAUAGGACGACGAAAAUUGAGGUGAAAAUGCUUUUCUACUCAAGAACAAUAACAUUCCCGUAAGAAAAUCCGGCAGAAAGAGCUCAAACCGUGCUAUAAGACGACACGAUGUUUUGCGGUUUGCAUACACCUUGUCUUGCUGCACUGGUUAACACUCAUAAGCGCCUCUAGGUUAUGCAAAUCGCAAACAGCACGAUUGUCUCCUAGCAACAAGUUUCGCUAACGCAAGCGGACGGAUGAUUGAACCAAAAAAACCCGUAGUCAGCUGAAGCUUUAGCAAAAACAAACCUGUAGAGCUAAGAAAAGGCUUUAGUUUGGUGGUUUUUAAUGUAAAAUAGUGCAGCAAACCCCCAAAGUCCCAUGGAACGCUCUUCACGCUCUCCUACUAAACACUUCCAAACACCCGCAAAGAGACCUAAACAAGUGCUGAUACUACCAGGUCCGGUGAAUAUAUCAUCAAACCCCCUUCGGAGCGAGCGAAUCAGGAGUGAACAAGCGUUGGAUGAGUUGGAAGUCUGUAUAAAGGCAUCUGAAGGCUACUUCCGCUCGGAAUGGUGGCGGGAAUUUCAAUAUCAAUAAAACCGAAAACAGUGAUGCAAGUAAUUUCAGACAAAAUGGAACCAAACAA
This is a messenger RNA of Anopheles stephensi (Asian malaria mosquito), 5859 nucleotides long. RefSeq lists its product as uncharacterized. Gene Ontology annotation, molecular function: calcium ion binding. Bases 1090 to 4515 code for a protein of 1141 amino acids. The record is from RefSeq and is a predicted model, not a curated record. The transcript has 13 exons. Lineage: Eukaryota; Metazoa; Arthropoda; Insecta; Diptera; Culicidae.